AUGUGCGCCUGGCGGAAGCUGCAGCAGCAGCGGCUGUUGGUGCUGCUCGGGCUGCUGCUCCUUUCGGGUGUCUUUGCUGCAGUGUCAGCAAAGGAGGCGUCUAAAGGGGGCGCAACAGAGGCAGCAGCUCCUGCUGCAGCGCAACGGGAGCAGCAGCCUGCAGCUGCGGAGAAGCAGCAGUCCACAGCAGCAGCAGCAGCAGCAGCAGCAAGCGACCUAGCAACAUGCAACAAGAAGCUCAUGUACGCGGAGCAGCGGGCGGAUAACGCGGAGAGCGACUUGCUAGCAUUUAGACAGAAACAUGAGGAGUCGCUUGCCGCCUGCACGAGUAAGCUGCAGCAGCAAACGCAGCAGCAGAACACGCAUCAACAGCAGCAAGCGGAGGCCUUGCGUACUCGGCUCAACGAGGAGCUUAAGGCAAAGUCAGAACUUGAGGCAGCACUGAGGAAGCAGCAGCAGCAGCAGCAGCAGUCUGCCACAGAGAUUGAAGACCUUGUUCGAGACUUAGAGAAGGCCCGUGCGGAGGUGCAGCACCACCAGCAGCAGCACCAGCAGCUGCGGGACCGCGUGCAGCGCAUGCAGCAGCAGCAGCAGCAGCAAGGCGGAGCUGCAGGUACAGUCGACAAGGCCAGGGAAGUAGCUUCUGAUCUUGCCCAAAUAUACAUGGCUGCUUUUGAUGUGGCUUCAUCAGCGGUGCCGCUGUCUGUGCGCGAUGCAGCGCAGCAGCAGGCAGCAGCAGCAACAGCAGCAGCAGGAGAGCAGCUCAGCAAGGUGUAUGUACACAUCGAGCCCUAUGUUGAGACAACCAAGGACUUAUACUUCACCUACAUCCACCCCCACGCCUCAGCAGCAACUGUUUGGGCUAUUAACACCGGCAGCAGCGCAGCAAGAAAGACAGCAGCAGCAGCAAAUGAGCAGCUUGACGCUAUCCUCGCUGCGGUGAGCCGCAGCAGGCGCAGCAACAAGAAAGUCUUUGCUGCAGACACUGCAGCAGCAGCAGCAGCAGCAACACCGGGCGGCAAGACGCCAAUGGGCCACCACCAGCGCUUCGGGAGGGAAGCUGCGCAGACACCCCAGCCUAUGCCUCCCCGCCCCUUCGAUUUGGAUAAGAGAAGGAAGUAA
Eimeria acervulina is the source of this 1122-nucleotide messenger RNA. RefSeq lists its product as hypothetical. The transcript is spliced from 2 exons. The record is from RefSeq and is a predicted model, not a curated record. Bases 1 to 1122 code for a protein of 373 amino acids. NCBI's taxonomy places the organism in Eukaryota, Apicomplexa, Conoidasida, Eucoccidiorida, Eimeriidae.